AUGGCCCAAAAAGAAGAUCCAAAGAUGUCUCAAGAGAUCUACAGAGUUGGUGUGCGCAUUCCGCCAUUCUGCUCAGAGGACCCAGAAAUGUGGUUUAGCCAGAUAGAGAUGCAAUUUAAGCUCUCAGGCAUAUCUGUGGACGAUACUAAGUUUACGUAUGUGUCUGCGAACCUGGAACCACAAUACGCCAAGGAGGUAAGAGACAUCAUAACUAAACCGCCAGCUUCAAAUAAAUACGAAAAACUCAAAACAGAGCUAAUCAAGCGACUAUCAAUAUCACAGGAGAAGCGUGUAAGACAACUUCUCAUGCACGAAGAACUCGGAGAUCGGAAACCGUCUCAGUUUCUACGCCACUUGACAAGUCUAGCUGGUUCAGACGUUCCAUCUGAUUUUAUAAUAACUAUCUGGACCAGUCGUCUGCCUGUGAACGUGCAAACAGCAGUCGCUACGAUUAAAGGAUCGUCAAUGGAGAAGCUAAGUGACUUGGCAGAUGUCGUAUAUGAAAUGGCCCCAACAGUACCACAGGUGGCAAGCGCGUCUUCCCAAGCCCAAGGCAAUGAGCAAGGCAAUCCGACGAUGACUGAGAUGGCCCAGCAAAUCAAUUCACUGACACAACAAAUCAGCUUGCUCUCUAAACAGGUGGCUGGAAGAAGCCGUUCAAGAAAUAGAUCUAGGCGCCGCUGGAAUGGUCGUUCUCAAAGUCGCUCCAAGCCUAGACAACCACCCGCAGAUCACCCUUACUGUUUCUACCACUUUACUUAUGGAACCAAAGCUCAUAAGUGCAAACAGCCAUGCAGUUUCGCGUCGGAAAACUCUUGGGGCGGUCGGAAGUAG
Bombyx mori (domestic silkworm) is the source of this 834-nucleotide messenger RNA. RefSeq lists its product as uncharacterized. The record is from RefSeq and is a predicted model, not a curated record. NCBI's taxonomy places the organism in Eukaryota, Metazoa, Arthropoda, Insecta, Lepidoptera, Bombycidae. The transcript has a single exon. Bases 1 to 834 code for a protein of 277 amino acids.